AUGGAAAAGCUAUGUUUAACAUUAUACUUCUCUGCAUGUAAGCUGCACCACUACAUGUUGUCAUUUACUACAUGCAUAAUCGCUCAGACCGAUCUGGUCAAAUAUAUGUUGUCGCGGCCCAUUCUUAGGGGCCGAAUUGGCAAAUGGAUCUUGGCUCUUUCAGAAUUUUCUUUACAAUAUGUGCCUCAAAAGGCUGUGAAGGGUCAAGCCAUCGCGGAUUUUCUAGCACAUCAUCCCAUGCUGGACGCUCCAGAGCUUCGCGAGCUAGAGGUCGCGGCAAAUUUAUGGGGAAAGGCAUGUCAUAUACAUUGCUCCGAACCUUUCACCGAUGGCCAGGCAGCGGUCAUGUUACAACCAUGGGUAUUGUACUUUGAUGGUUCCCGAACAGAUAUCAUGGCCGGAGCAGGAAUUGCACUGGAGAAUCCUGCUGGAGAUCACUUUUCGUACUCAUUCCAGUUGGAGUUUCAAUGUACCAACAACCAGGCUGAAUAUGAGGCCUUAAUCAUAGGCCUAGAAGUACUACUGGAAAUGGGAGUCAGAGACGUACAAAUACUUGGAGAUUCUCUCCUGGUCAUCAAUCAGCUGCGCAAAAGGUUCAAAUGCAUUAGCUUCGCGCUGGUCCCUUAUUUAAACAGGACACUAGAACUGUUGGACCAGUUUGAUGACGUGGAUCUUGAGCACAUUCCUCGCGAACGAAAUUUCACCGCGAACGAGUUGGCCCAGCUGGCAACAAGGGUAACAUUGAGAUAUGGCGUGCACGAGAGAAUCCUUAAAGUCGAGCGUCGUACGCUUCCUUCAUGGAUGGCGAGAAGAGAUCCUCCAAACGAUACUUCAGUCGCGACCUUGGAAUCCAUUGACGUGGAUUGGCGCAUCCCUUUGAUCAAUUAUCUCAAGCAUCCUGCUCAGACCACGGAUAGAAGGAUUCGCUAUCUUGCCCUCAACUACUUCCUCAGAGGUGAUGAACUUCGCAGACGAGGAAAAGAUAGCGUGGAUUUCAGAUGUGUUUAUGGCCGCGAAGCGAAACAACUCAUGCGCGAAGUUCAUUCUGGCAUUUGCGGCGCUCACCAAGCAGGUCCAAAGAUGCGAUGGUUGCUCAAACGACAUGGAUAUUUUUGGCCCAGUAUCUUGAAGGAUUGUAUCGCGUUCGCUAAAGGUUGUUUGGACUGCCAAGCUCAUGGGUCGGUCUAG
Rosa rugosa (rugosa rose) is the source of this 1188-nucleotide messenger RNA. RefSeq lists its product as uncharacterized. NCBI's taxonomy places the organism in Eukaryota, Viridiplantae, Streptophyta, Magnoliopsida, Rosales, Rosaceae. Bases 1 to 1188 code for a protein of 395 amino acids. Gene Ontology annotation, molecular function: nucleic acid binding; RNA-DNA hybrid ribonuclease activity. The record is from RefSeq and is a predicted model, not a curated record. The transcript has a single exon.